CAGAGCUCAGCGUUUGAACAGAGACACACCGCAGAGGCUGUCUGGAUACCGCUUUAUUAUUAAACACGAGAGGAACCCGACUAUAUGAACAUGAGAACUUGAAACGUCUGGAUUUUUCUCUUUUGCUUUUUUUUCCUUUAUUUUUUUCCCCUCACUGCUGGAUAUUUUCCAUUUAAUGAACCAUUUUCGGAUUAAGAACCCGAUUGACCUUACAUCGCUGUAUACCUUCAGUUUUUUAUUUAUUUAUUUAUUUAUUUAUGGGAGGAAAAAAAUGUUGGAGAGGAAGCCAAGCCCCUUCUUUGGCAUCUGACACAGCUGGGUCGCGUCGAGAAGAUUGAGGAUUAACAUCUUUUUUUUUUUUUUCUUGAAGAAACCCCCCUUUCCCCGGGGUUGUUUGAACCCAAUUUAAAUCUAAUCGUCAAAAUGAGUGGAAUAUAAAUAAAGGCAUAUUUCGCUCAGAUUAGCCCUCAGCGUAUCUGCGUAAAAGCGCAUCAGGAGAUGAUGGAAAACGAGGUUUUCACUCCACUGAUGGAGCAGUUCAUGCUCACGCCUCUGGUCUGCUGGGUGAAGAGUGUUGGACAGUCUGCAGUAUCCGAUGGCAGCAAAUUAUCGGAAUAUAUGGAGCUGGUGGAUGGGAUUUACCUGAACGAGCUCAUGCUUGAGAUAAAUCCCAAAGCCACUGUGCAGAGGACCAACAAGAAAGUAAACAAUGACCCUACGCUGCGUAUUCAGAACCUUUCUAUUCUCAUCAGGCAGAUUAAAGCCUACUAUCAGGAGAGUCUCCAGCAGUUGGUGAUGAUGCCUUUACCAAACGUCCUGAUUCUGGGCCGAAACCCUCUGUCUGAACAAGGUCUGGAGGAGAUGAAGAAAAUGUUGCUGCUGCUUUUAGGAUGCGCUGUUCAGUGUGAGAAGAAAGAAGAGUUCAUUGAACGUAUCCAGACUCUGGAUUUUGACACCAAAGCUGCGAUAGCAUCCCACAUUCAAGAGGUGACUCAGAACCAGGAAAAUGUGGUGGACCUGCAGUGGUUGGAAACUGGGGAAAUGCCCCCCGAGGAUUUGGAUAGUCUGUCCCGAAAUCUGGCUUUCCACCUCAAACGCCUGGUGGAUGAAAGAGACACACAGCUGGAGACAAUCGUGGAGCUCACCCAGGAGAGGGACUGCGUACAGCUGUCUCCACUGGCUCCCUUUGCCACCCAGUCUCCUGGUGACUCUCCCAGUAUGAGAAGAACUGAAAGUCGCCAGCACCUCUCAGUAGAGUUGGCUGAUGCCAAGGCCAAAAUCAGACGCCUGCGUCAGGAACUGGAGGAAAAGAGCGAGCAGCUACUGGACACCAGGCAGGAGCUGGAGAACAUGGAGGUGGAGCUGAAGAGACUUCAGCAGGAGAGCUAUCAGCUGCUGUCAGAUGCUCGCUCAGCCCGGGCCUACCGCGAUGAGCUGGACGCGCUCCGAGAAAAAGCCAUACGUGUCGACAAACUGGAGAGCGAAGUCAGCCGAUAUAAGGAGAGACUACAUGACAUCGACUUCUAUAAGGCCAGAGUGGAGGAGCUAAAGGAGGACAACCAGAUUUUGCUGGAAACAAAGACAAUGCUGGAAGAGCAGCUGGACUCCACCAGGACCCGGUCUGACAAACUACAUCUUCUGGAAAAAGAAAACCUUCAGCUUAAGUCCAAGAUGCAUGAUCUGGAGAUGGAGCGGGAUCUUGACCGAAAGCGCAUGGAGGAGCUGUUGGAGGAGAACCUCGUGUUGGAGAUGGCCCAGAAACAGAGUAUGGACGAGUCCUUGCAUUUGGGCUGGGAACUGGAACAGUUAUCGAAGACUCCAGAGCUGGCGGAUGCCCAACCGAAGUCUUUGGGUGAGGAGGUGAACGAGCUGACCUCCAGUCGCCUGUUGAAGCUGGAAAAAGAAAACCAGGCUCUGCUGAAGACGGUGGAGGAACUCAAAGGAGCGGCCAGUCAGGAAACCAUAGCUAAACUGACCAAAGCCAACCAAGAAAACCAGAAACUCAACCAGAAAUUAGAACGACUGGAGAAUGAACUGACUGUGGACAGGGAGUCACUCCGUAGUGCCGAGUCACUAAGUACAGACCUGAUGAAGGAGAAGGCUUUGCUGGAGAAGACACUGGAGACACUGAGGGAAAACUCAGAGAGACAGAUGAAGGGUCUAGAACAGGAGAACAAGCACCUGAGCCAAACUAUAUCCACCCUGCGUCAGAGGUGUCAGGUUGGAGCAGAGGCCCGCGUGAAAGAUGUAGAGAAAGAGAACCGAGUUCUUCACGAGUCCAUCUGUGAGACGACGGCCAAACUAAAUAAGCUGGAAUUUGAAAGGAAGCAGCUACGUAAGGAGCUGGAAGUGAUGAAGGAGAAGGGUGAGAGAGCGGAAGAGUUGGAGAUUCGGCUACAGAAGCUGGAGAGAGAAAACGAAAGUCUGCAGAAGAAAGUUGCCACUCUUGGAAUUACCUGUGAAAGGGUGUCUUCUUUAGAGAAGGAUAACUCUGAGUUGGAGGCAGAGGGCCGUUCCCUAAAGAAGAAACUGGAUGCUUUAAAAAACAUGGCUUUCCAAUUGGAAGCGUUGGAAAAGGAGAACUCCCAGCUGGAACAGGAGAACCUGGAGCUUCGGCGCUCGGCUGAGAACCUCCGGUCAGCAGGUGCCAAGGCUGCUCAGCUGGAAGCGGAGAACAGGGAGCUGGAAAGCGAGAGAACCCAUCUGAAGCGCAGCUUUGAACUGCUUAAAGCCUCCUCUAAGAAGACGGAAAGAUUAGAGGUUAGCUACCAAGGUCUCGAUACGGAAAACCAGCGGUUGCAGAAAGCUUUAGAGAACAGCAGCAAGAAGAUCCAGCAGCUGGAGGCAGAGCUGCAGGAGGUGGAAACUGAGAAUCAAAGCCUUCAACGUAACCUGGAGGAGCUGAAGAUCUCCAGUAAAAGGCUGGAGCAGCUGGAGCAGGAGAAUAAAACUCUGGAACUAGAAAGCUCCCAACUGGAGAAGGAUAAGAAGCUUCUGGAGAAGGAGAACAAACGGUUGAGGCAGCAGGCUGAGAUCCGCGACUCCAAAUUGGAUGACAGCAACCAGCGGAUCGCCGCCCUGGAGAAAGAGAACCGCACGAUGGGCAAGGAGAUGAUCUUCUUCAGGGACUCGUGUACGAGAGUCAAAGACCUGGAGAAGGAGAACAAGGAGCUUGUUAAACAGGCCAGCAUAGAUAAAAAGACCUUACUGACACUCAGAGAGGAACUUGUGAGUGAGAAACUGCGGACUCAGCAGAUGAAUAAUGACCUGGAGAAGCUAACUCAUGAGCUGGAGAAGAUUGGGCUGAACAAAGAGAGACUUCUCCAUGACGAGAGCUCGGAUGACAGGUUUAAGCUUCUUGAAACCAAACUGGAGUCAACUUUGAAAUCAUCGUUGGAGAUUAAAGAGGAGAAAAUUGCUGCUUUAGAGGCGCGAUUGCAGGAAUCCUCCAACCUCAACCAGCAACUUCGCCAGGAGCUGAAAACGGUAAAGAAAAACUAUGAGGCACUUCGCCAGAGAGAGGAGGAAGAAAGGAUGGUCCACAGUUCACCUCCCAAAGGAGGCGAAAAUUCCCAGAGUGUCAAUAAGUGGGAAAAGGAAAGCCAUGAAGCCACCAGAGAACUUUUGAAAGUCAAAGACAGACUCAUUGAAGUUGAAAGAAAUAAUGCUACGCUGCAGGCUGAGAAGGUGGCCCUGAGAAGCCAACUCAAACAACUUGAGACCCAGAACUCCAACCUGCAGGCGCAGAUAGUUGCAGUGCAGAGACAGACAGCCUCCCUACAAGAGAACAACACAACCCUGCAGACACAGAACGCCAAACUGCAGGUGGAGAACUCUACUCUGAACUCCCAGAGUGCUGCCCUCAUGGCCCAGAAUGCCCAGCUGCAGAGCCAGCAGAGCAGUGUGGAGGGAGAACGAGAGGGAGCGCUGAAGGAGAAAGAGGAGCUGAGGGCGACGUAUGAGCUGCUGCUCCGAGAUCACGAGAAGCUUGCAGCGCUUCAUGAGAGGCAGGCGUCAGAGUAUGAAGCUCUAAUAGGGAAACAUGGUGGCCUGAAGACCUCACAUAAAAGCCUCGAACAAAAGCACAGAGACUUGGAGGACAAAUAUAAGCAGCUCUUGCAAAGAAAGGGGGAGUUGGAGGAGCUUGAGAAAAACCUGAAUGACCAACAGGAGAAGAUGGCACAGGAGAAUCAGAGCCACCAAGCCACAGCUGACCAGUGCAAACUGCUCAAAGAGGAAAACGACAGGCUGAACACUGCCUAUCGUCAGCUGAUGAAGGACAACGAGAACCUGCAGGUGGACCAUAAGAACAUAAAGAGCCAGCUGAACAGUGCAAAGCUGGAGCAGACCAAGCUAGAAGCUGAGUUCUCUAAACUGAAGGAGCAAUACCAGCAGUUGGACAUCACCUCCACAAAACUCACCAACCAGUGUGAGUUGUUGAGCCAACUAAAAGGAAACCUGGAGGAGGAGAACCGUCACCUGUUGGACCAGAUCCAGACACUGAUGCUGCAAAAUCGAACGCUUUUGGAGCAGACCAUGGAGAGCAAGGACCUGUUCCAUGUAGAGCAAAGACAAUACAUAGACAAGCUAAAUGAGCUGAGGAGACAGAAGGAAAAACUUGAAGAAAAAAUAAUGGAUCAGUACAAAUUCUACGAUCCUUCGCCUCCACGCAGGCGUGGUAACUGGAUCACUCUAAAGAUGAAGAAGCUGAUCAAGCCAAAGAGGGAGCGGAUGCGUUCUCUCACGCUGACUCCUUCUCGUUCGGAGCUCGGAGACGGUUUUUUUACGUUUCCUGCUGACAGCCAGGACAGCUCAUCCAUAGGCUCUGGUUCUAACUCGCUAGAUGACACGCUCACACAGAAGAGGAGCAGCAGAAGGAGAGGGCAGCAUCCCCAUGCCCAAAGUCAGGGUUCCUCCAAUGCUAUAAAAAGGUUACCUUUCAUGAGGAACAGAUCCAAGGACAAAGACAAAGCCAAGGCCAUCUACCGACGCUCGAUGUCCAUGAACGACUUGCUGGAGAAGAUGGCAGUGGCGGGUGUUUCUGCCUCACAGUGGACGGGCAGCACGGAGAACCUAGACGAACCUGAAGCAGGGGACUCUGGCAUGACGGGAAGCAGCAGGCGCAGCGGGCAGCGAAUGAAGGAGCUCGCCUUAUCCACCAAUGCUAUCGACUGCGCUGCACUAACGCUGCCAUCAGCUAGGCACGGCAGAGCUAAGCUCCGCCUCCAGGUCAAAGACAAUGCCUCAUGUGAGGAUGUUGCCGGUUCCUCAGAUGACCCCAAGAGUCAAGGCAUUGCUUUGUAUCGUCCUCUUGAGCUGAGGGCAAUGUGCAGAGUGCCCUGUAGCAUCUGUACCUCCAGACCCUCAAGUCUUCAUAGCAACAGGACCACAAGUAGCAAUAGUAACAAUAAUUCACACCUCACUUCUCCCCUGGAGGGCAAAGGCACCCUGAAUGGCUGCCUUAGCAGGCCUCAAAGUGAGAGCAGUGGGGAGUUCAGUCUGAGCCUGGACCAGGAGGUGUGGUCCAGCAGCGGCAGCAGCCCUGUCCAGCAGACCGCCGCCCUGCGUUCCUCCCACCAGAGCCCCCUGCAGCUGCGAAGGUCACUGGAACCUUCCAGCAGCUCGGCCAGCUCUAGCCAGGCUCCGAUCAGGAAGACGGGAUCCCCCAGUGAGGUUCUGUCCCUGCAGCAGUUCCUGGACGAGGGUAUCGAUCCUGCAGAGUCUGGCAGUCAGGAGAACCUCACUGUCGACUCUCCUCGCCUCUCCACUUCUUCUGAGCACGCUCAGAAAGAUCGCUCGUCUACUAAGGGCCGAGGCAUUUUACGCUCCAGCAGUGGCAAAGCGGCACCAGUCAGCACCGACCGGUCUCUGAAAUCCUCAGGACAACCCGGGCGCCCGAGCCUGAGGAAAGCUGAGAGCACCCGCGUCAAAGGCUCCGCCCCCAUUCGCUCCAGCCUCUCCUCCCAGGGGAAAGCCACGUCCGUCUGCGAACGCCUGGACUCUGCCUCCUCCACGCUUCCACGGGCCAGCAGCGUCAUCUCCACAGCUGAAGGUACCACAAGGCGCACCAGCAUCCACGACCUGCUGUCCAAAGACCACCGUCAGCCUGUGUCUGUUGAUGCUUCUCCUCACGUCCCCUCCCCCAAGGCUGGAGUACGCUCGCAGCCGAAACCCAGUGAGUACUACCCCAACAGCACCUCUUUGAAAGGACCCCUCUCCGCCACCUCCCCAAUGCCCAAAUCUGUCAGCUUACCCUGCAGCAGCUCAGAGGACCCCGACCUCGACAGCUUCGAGUCUUUCCUCGGCCCCUCCUUCACUGUAGAGUCAGUGUUCAUGGACUCCAUCUUUAGUGAGUCAGCAGAAAAUCUCCCCUUCCUGUCGCUGAACCCCACCCUAGUCAGCAACAUCAGUGGUCCCCCAGCCCCAAAUAAGAGCCAACCUCAUCCGGGGCUGAACCAGAGCCCACACUGCCAGUCCAAUGGCCAGAUGAGAUCCAGCUCAGGCAGCCUGGCAGAAUGUAAUGAUGGUAUGGAUCCCAACAGGAUCGCCAAUUCAGAGCAGACACUGAGCCCAGAGGAGAACCAGUCUCUGUGGUAUGAAUACGGCUGUGUUUGAUUCACCCGAAGCUUCCUGACGUGAUGAUCACAGCCCCUAAGAGCUGGAGAAUGAGAUCAUUGAUGAACAAACCUCUUUCCUGCAUGUAUUCAUCGCAGCACUAUCUUUUGAUUCGGUGCAUUAAGGUUAUUUUCUGUUUUUCAUGGUGCUGAAUGCUUUGGUUUUUCUCUUUUCUUUUACCCCGUUUUUGAGUUGGGACUUAAAAUUUUCCAUCCAAAGGCCUUUUCUGUUUUUUCCCUCUGCUGAAAUUGUAAUACUGCAAAUAUCCAGUUAUAUUUCCAGAUGUGAGGCCUGAAUUGGCUGAUACUUUGGGAAAGAUCCAUUUAGAUCAGCAAAACCUUUUUCUGUCACAAGUAACUGUCUCAGUUUGUCCUGUUCUAAACUCACCUCCCACUUUAUGGUAUUAUUUAAUCUAAAUGUUUUUUCAUGGUCUGUUGUUCUGCAUUGUUCACUAAGUUGCAUGGCUUUGUUCUGUCAGCCUGAUUUCAAACGUUGAUUUUGAUCUUGAGAAUCAAAAUGGAUUUUAAGCUUUUUUUUUUGUUUUGUUGCACGGUUUGUUUUGUGCAUUCAUUGUAUUUUCUUUUGGGGUUCUUUCUUGGUUUCAAUGUGUGCAUAUAUGUAAACUGGAGGCUUUAUCGGGUGGGUGUCUGAUUAUGGUGUGGUGGGCUCUAACUAACAUGUGGGGCUGGUGACAAAGGGAUGAAGUUCUUGCUUAAAAUGAUCUCUGGGAUGUCAUUAGUGGGACAAGUGAAAGUUGACAGUGAAGGUACCGGAUUGUUGGAACAUCUUGGUGAAAAUCAUUUUUCACUUUUCUGCAGAUUUUGAUAUAAUAUGGAUGAUAAAGGCUGCAAGUGUUGGAUUGUUUUAUCAAUGAAGGAUGUAUCAUUGUUUUUUUUUUUUUUGCUUUUUGAUUUUUUUGUUAUAUAUAUACUGCCCUUAUUUACCACAUUGCGGCCAUGUUUUGUAUAAAGUUGGUAAUUUAUAAUCAAAGACAAGCACUGCUUAUCGUGCCAAACUUAUUAAAACUUUGCAGUUAGAUUUUUUUAUUUAUUAGUUGCUAUUUAUGCCAAUGGCGAGUCGGUGCAUUUCUGAAGUUAUUGAAAGUCUUCUACGAGAUGUAACAAACAUUGCUUUUGUCCUACAGAUCUGGAGGGCAGAAAGUCUAAAAGCAGGAGCGGGGAGCCGCAGCAAAGCUGCUGAGCUCGGCCCCUGCCACCCUCGCCUGCCUGCUUCCAUGCUGCGAGCGCGUGGUGAGUGAGCAAUGAGAGAGUGGGAUGGAAAAAAUGGCCGGGAAGGGAGGGUGGGUCAGUUUUGUCACCAUGGAAACCCUACAACGUGGUCGUGUAACAGAUGUCUCCCAUCAUGCUGUGCACUGCUCCCCCUGCUUCACUCAGCUGUUCCCUGUAAGCCCCGCCCCCUUUCCCUUCUGCUCCUGCGGUGCCCAACUCCUCCCAGGUCCUGAUGGGACCCGGUCAGCUUGGCAUAUGGUCCAUUUUACUCCUCUGCCUGUUGUCUUCCUCACCAAGUGAAGCACAGUGUCCAUCCUCCAUGCUGUGUCCUGUGUUGGUGUAAAUGAUGGGACUCCUGGCUCUUUAUCAGGCUGCUUCUCACUGCUGCAUGGCUUUGCUGUAAUGCUGGAUCCUUCCCCUUUUGCAUGUAGACCCAGGCUGGCUGCUGCUUCUCUUUCUCCCCUUGUUGCAACCAUGUUUUAAUGCAGUAAAAAGUAUGUUUUGUUCUAUUUGACUGUAGAUUUUUCUUUUUUUUUUCUAACCAGUGAUCUUUCUUUUUUUCCAAUUCUUUGCACUCCUCUUUGCUUGUUUGGCACUCAGAGAAAGGCCUUGGAGCUGUGUGUCUGGAGCUUUGUAGAGCUAAGCUGCAGCCGUCUACAGUGAGAAAAGAUUGUUUGUCCCAGAUUCAACUUUUUAUUUAGGAGAUUCAGGACACUUUAGUGAAAAAAGUGGCUUCCUUCUCUGUUUUCUUUUUCCUUGAAUCAAGGAAGCUACAGUAAAGUAAAAAAUAUCGCUUUGACAUUUUACCCCUUAAAGACUGUGACAGAUUAUUCUGCCAUUUUAAACCAAUGUGGCAGAUCUCUAAUGUGCACUAGUCUGAUUGAAGUGCCAAUGUUAACACAACAGCCAAAAAGGAAAUCUCAACCCUGAUCCAGGACUCCUUCCCAGAUCUACGCAUCCUUCAAGCCUGAAGCCAUCACUACAUAGUUUAAACAGGAAGACCACAAAAACAAUGUGAAGCAUGUCUGCACAAAAAAAAGCUUCUGUUUUGGACUGAAGAAUCACAGUCUGCAUGGAGCAAUCAAUCAUUCCACUUUCUUUAUCCAAUCAAGGAGGAGGAUUGUGAAGUUUUGAAACACAGUGGGACAUAAAGCCAUGACACUUAAGGUUGUUUGAUUUGAGAGAAAGAGACUGAUCCCGGGAAUGUUCAGGUCACCUAGGAGACGGUUUGUGACCCGAAACACCUUUUUUCUCUUCUAAAAUCCUCCAUCGUAUACAGUUAACCCCUUGGUAAUCAGUCAUAGUUCCUCUCCUGCUCUAACGUACAGAAAUCACAAACUGCUCCAGUCUACCUGGGAUGGAGGUGACCUGCACACUACAUUUCUGUUGUGUUCAACAUGAUGGUGACAAUGAGACCCAAUGUUUUUUCUCCUUUUUCCACUUUUACAUGUCUCCAUUUGAUGUAAUUAAAAUUCAUCAAGACCACUGUUUAUGCCUCUUCAUUUAUGCAGCGCAGCGAUUGUAAGGAAUGUUUUAAUAACAUCGGAUUGUUGGUCCCAAACUUAUCAGACGUGCCCGAGUCGAGACUUCUGAGUCGAGCCAUAUGGUUUCUUAUCAUGCCAUCAAGUUCUCAUCAUUGGAUUUUUGAGUUUGAAAUCCUGAACUAAAAAAACUUUGGAGACCUU
Molecule: messenger RNA, 9529 nt
Organism: Cyprinodon variegatus (sheepshead minnow)
Lineage: Eukaryota; Metazoa; Chordata; Actinopteri; Cyprinodontiformes; Cyprinodontidae
Gene: ccdc88a
Product: coiled-coil domain containing 88A
Exons: 37
Coding region: 499-6615 (2038 amino acids)
Biological process (GO): cytoplasmic microtubule organization; cytoskeleton-dependent intracellular transport
Cellular component (GO): cytoplasm; centrosome
Molecular function (GO): microtubule binding; dynein light intermediate chain binding
Source: RefSeq, a predicted model, not a curated record